Staurois parvus is the source of this 456-nucleotide messenger RNA. Lineage: Eukaryota; Metazoa; Chordata; Amphibia; Anura; Ranidae. The record is from the annotation of a GenBank genome assembly.
CAGACUUUAAAUGCAUGGAAGUUUCCAGGGGGGUUGUCUGAUCCAGGAGAAGAUAUUGGAGCCACAGCAGUUCGAGAAGUCCUGGAAGAGACUGGCAUUAAAUCAGAGUUUAAGUCUCUCCUAAGCAUUAGACAGCAGCAUAAUCACCCCGGGGCCUUUGGAAAGUCAGAUAUGUACAUCAUAUGUCGUUUGAAGCCAUCGUCUUACAGCAUAAACUUCUGCCCUCAUGAGUGUCUGAGGUGUGAAUGGAUGGACCUGCAGGAGCUUGCCUACUCAAGUCAUACUACACCCAUCACCAGUAGAAUCGCUAAGCUUUUACUAUAUGGCUAUAAGGAAGGCUUUCACAAUAUUGACCUAACUGUGAGGACAUUCCCAGCCGUUUACUCAGGUUUAUUCUACAAUCUGUACCACAAGGAAUUACCAGAUUCUUAUGAAGUAAAACUUGAUGUCAAGUAA